GGCUCGAGCCCAACUGAACCCUCCGCCGCUUUCUCAUUUGCGGACUUGCACCAUGUUACCGCUUUUGCUGCUAAUGCUGCCGGCUGCGGCUGCGGCCGUGGGGUCCGGGGAGUGCGAGCAUAGCACGCUGUUGCAGAAGAACCUUGCCUCACUGAAAGCGCUCAAAGUGACGGAGGCGCCGGCCUUGUUCGCCGCGAAGGGCCUGAACAUGACCACAGCGAAGGACACGCUGCAGAUGGCAGCCAAGAACGUGUCAGAAGCAGUGAAGAAUGCCCAAGCCACCCUGGAGGCAAAGGAGUUGAACAUUGACACCUUGGAGUCCUUCAAGUCGGACAGCACUCACGAGCUGGAAAAGGUCUUUGAGGCGAUGAAGGUGCAGCUGAGAAAGGGCAUCGAGCAGCUCCAGCCGGCCCUGAAAGCGUUGAACCUCUCCUCGAGUGCUACCAGCCUGCAGAACAUGUCCGAGACCGCCGAAAAGGAAAUCAACAAGAUGAAGGACGGCAGCGACCUGGUGGAGCUUCAUGGGACAGACGUGGCGGCGACUGUGUGGGAGGGCAAAGCGUUUCUCACACAGGCCUUCCAAAACUGGACCAAGUCGGCUACCAAAGAGCUGCUAGAUCAGGUGAGUAGCAAGGAACGUGAACUGCUGGAGACCUACACCAAGGAGAAGGUGUCUUCCGCCACAAGCAUCGUGGAUGACAUGCUUGAACAAGCGGCCAAUUUCAUUGCUGCAAUUUGCGCAGCGAUUGAGGACGUUACAUUGAAUAUUGAAUAUGAAGAAGGCACCUACGACCCAAUGUCAGAGGACGACAUGAUGGCAGAGGGAUGAACUGACCGCUGACCUUGGCAAUGCUUUGCAGG
This is a messenger RNA of Durusdinium trenchii, 861 nucleotides long. The record is from the annotation of a GenBank genome assembly. Lineage: Eukaryota; Dinophyceae; Suessiales; Symbiodiniaceae.